Messenger RNA from Aspergillus ibericus CBS 121593, 2000 nucleotides. Its product is annotated as siderophore iron transporter mirB. Gene Ontology annotation, biological process: transmembrane transport. The coding region runs from base 216 to 1940 and encodes 574 amino acids. Lineage: Eukaryota; Fungi; Ascomycota; Eurotiomycetes; Eurotiales; Aspergillaceae. Gene Ontology annotation, molecular function: transmembrane transporter activity. The transcript is spliced from 4 exons. The record is from RefSeq and is a predicted model, not a curated record.
CGAACCAGCACCCACAGCGCAAAUUCCUUUCGUGUCUGUCGCCCGGAAAAUAUCUAACCACCGCGGAGUAUUGGCAGGGUGAGGGGCGCGUGGGAGGCGAAGAUGUGGUCCCAUCGGAGCAUACAUAAUACUUCGAUCGCCCGCAUGUCGUCUGUUUCUGAUUCUGCUUUUCUUUGGUGGUAUUGCACGUGAACGUGUUGUUUGCUCUCAUCAACAUGGCCAUCGACCACUUGAAGGAACCUGCGGUCUCUGGGGUCAACGAGGAUCCUGUCACUCUGGAUCCCGAGGCUUCUCAGACACCGGUGGAGGAUCAAGAUCAGCAGGAUGGUGUUCGUGUCGCAGAAGCAGUCACUGCUACUUGGGAUAAGAAAUCCCUCAUCAUCACCUAUGCCUCUAUGUGGUUGUUGUACUUUGUCAAUGGAUUGAACAGCAGCUUGACCGCGAACCUGUCUGCGUACAUCACGAGUGACUUUUCGGAGCACUCAUUGCUUACCGUGAUCACGGUUAUUACCAGUGUCAUGGGUGCUGCAUGUCUGAUGCCUAUUGCCAAGGUGUUGAACCUGUGGGAUCGUACCUUGGGUGUCUGCAUCAUGGUACUGAUUGCCAUCAUGGGCCUGAUUAUGAUGGCUGCGUGUAAUAACAUCGCAACCUACUGUGCUGCUCAAGCAUUCUACACUGUCGGUUUCACCGGUGUGAUUUUCUGUGUCGAUGUGAUGACCUCCGAUACUUCGUCGCUGCGCAAUCGAGGCAUUGCCUACGCCUUCACUUCCUCACCGUACAUUAUCACCGCAUUUGCCGGCUCGCCCCUGUCGAACCAAUUCCACGAGACCAACUGGCGCUGGGCGUAUGGAACCAUCUGCAUCAUCCUCCCCAUCGUCGCGCUCCCACUGAUCGUUACCUGGGAAUUGGCAAAGCGCAAGGCGGACCAGGAGGGCCGACUGCAAUACAAGCCACGAAGCACUCGGACCUGGUGGCAGAGCACUUGGUUCUACAUCAUCGAGUUUGAUGUCAUCGGCAUUCUCCUUAUGAUUGGCGGCCUGAUCCUCUUCCUCACUUCGUUCAACAUUGCCGGAAACACCGAAGGCGAAUGGGCCUCGGCAAAGAUCAUUGCCAUGAUGGUAGUUGGCUUUGUCGUUCUCGUCGCCUUUGUCGCCUACGAGCGGUGGGGAGCGCCCAAGCCCUUCAUCCCAUACCAUCUGAUCACCAACCGCACCGUGAUCGGUGCGUGCCUGCUGGACAUCACUUACCAGAUCUCCUACUAUUGCUGGGCCAGCUACUUCACCUCCUUCCUGCAGGUGGUCUACAACACCAGCCUGACCCAAGCGGGUUACAUCAGCGCCAUCUUUGACCUCAUGGACCCCAUCUGGCUCAUCGGAUGUGGCUACCUCAUCCGCGUUACUGGCCGCUUCAAGUGGCUGCUCAUGUGGGCCGUUCCGCUCUACCUCCUGGCCAGCGGAUUGAUGAUCUACUUCCGCCAGCCCGGUCAUAACGUGGGAUACAUGUGCAUGUGUCAGAUCUUCCUGGCCGUGGGCGGUGGCACUUUGAUCCUCAUCGAGCAGGUCUCUGUGCUGGCUGCCUCCAGGCACGAGGACUACGCCGCCAUGCUAGCCUUGCUCAGCACCUUUGGUAACCUGGGUGGUGCCGUCGGGGCCAGUGUUUCGGGCGCCAUUUGGACCAACACGCUUCCCCAGAAAUUGCGUGAAUACCUGCCGGAUGAGACGAAGGAUCAGUGGGCGGAUAUCUACGAGUCUCUGGAUAUUCAACUGAGUUACCCUGUGGGAUCUGCCACGCGCAUCGCCAUUCAAAAGGCCUAUGCGUAUAGUCAGCGCAACAUGAUGAUUGCCGGAACGGCCGUGAUGGUCCUCUCGAUUGCCUGGGUCUUGAUGAUGAAGAACAUCAAGAUCAAGGACAACAAGAAUGUCUCGCAGGUUCUGUUCUAGAUUGGCCAAGCUCCAUGAUUGUUGGAUUACUCGUUCUUCAUCCGGCUGGUAUCUCAUUUC